AUGGCGUCGCGUGCUGCUGCGUUCUUAGCCCUUCUCCCUUUUACCUUUGCCUGCGGGCCGUCAUAUAUCCCGCCUGCGCCCAAAGGACUUACAACGACUCCAUCUUCAAAAAUCCAAGGGGCGUCAAUAUCAUUCAAGCAGACAACAAUAUGCGCAGAGAGCGGUGCAGAGUCCUAUAGUGGCUAUGUUCAUCUCCCCCCAAGGGCAGAUGAUGCAGUUCCUCACCCAAACAACCUCUACUUCUACUACGCCAAAUCGACUAAACAGACCCCUGCACCCUUGACACUAUACAUUGGUGGCGGCCCUGGCGCAAGCUCUAUAUCCAGCAUGGUGAUUGGCGUAGGCGCGUGCUCCGUUAACCCAGAUUCAAACAGCACGUCCCCAAACCCAUGGUCAUGGACGCGCGAAUCCAAUAUGCUUUUCGUCGACCAGCCAACAUUUACGGGCUACUCCUAUGAUGUGCUCACAAAUGCCACUGUCGAUUAUUCAACCUCCACAAUUACCCCGUCAGAUUUUAGCAACGGGUUACCCGAGGUAAACAACACAUUUGCCGUUGGUGUGUUUGGGUCACAGAAUCUGAAUGGAACGGUGAACUCAACGACCACUGGCGCCGAGGAACUCUGGGACUUUAUGCAGGUUUGGCUGAAUGAGUUUCCAGAGUAUGACUCGGACGAGGAUAAACACAAAAUCAACGUGUGGACAGAAUCGUUUGGAGGGAGAUAUGGUCCGACAUACACCGCUUACUUUGAAGCCCAAAACGACAAAAUCAAAGCCGACCAGGCAAUGGGCAGAGUCUUAUCUCCAUCUCCAAUUCGUGUUGAUUCCCUGAAUAUACACAACGGCUGUAGCGAUUUGUAUACACAGGCUUCUUUCUACCCCGAAAUUGCCUACAAUAACACCUACAGCCUGCAAGUCAUCGACCAACAGCAGUAUGAGUCCGCCAAAACCAAUUUGACAAAACCAGACGGUUGCUUUGACUUGGCUGCGCAAUGUCGGCGUUUAGCACAGGAGUUGGAUCCAUAUAAUCUCGGGAACAAUGUGGAAGUCAACACCGCAUGUUCUGCGGCUGACACAUACUGCUACGCUCUCUACGAUAUGGCUCAGAUACCAACUUCGACAGUGCCACCAACCUAUUCAGAUGGCUUUUUCAAUACGGCGUGGGUGCAGGAGGCCUUGGGUGUUCCAGUCAACUUCACUUCAAAUUCAAACGCCGUGUAUUCAGCCUUCGAGAGCACUGGUAAUGGAUUGAUUAGUCGUAGUACUUCCAUGGAGGAUUUUGCUUUCAUCAUGGAAAGGGGUGUCAAAGUGAACUUAAUUCACGGUGACAGGGACUACCUGUGCAACUGGAUGGGCGGCGAGAAUGUAAGCUUGUCAAUCAACCACGAGAAUUCGGCAGCUUUUAGUUCCAGCGGCUACGAAGGUGUUGUCACGAACAAUACUUACAUCGGAGGCGUCGUUCGGCAACAAGGUCAUCUCUCAUUUACACGUGUGUUCGAAGCAGGCCACGAGGUCCCUGCCUACCAGCCCGAAACCAUGUUCAAAAUCUUCUCACGGAUCAUGAACUCAAAGGAUAUCGCAACAGGAAAAGUUCCUUUGGAUGAGGUGCGCGACUACAGCACGAGUGGACCGUCUUCCACCCUUGAAAUCAAGGAUCUCCUCCCAGUACCGCCAAGUAUUGUCUGUUACACAAUUGAUAUGAGCAGCACUUGCACCGAAGAGCAGACGGCGGCGUUGCUCAAUGGUACUGCUAUCGUGGAAGAUUAUGUCGUGGUCUGGCCGUCGUCAUGA
Molecule: messenger RNA, 1788 nt
Organism: Talaromyces atroroseus
Lineage: Eukaryota; Fungi; Ascomycota; Eurotiomycetes; Eurotiales; Trichocomaceae
Exons: 8
Coding region: 1-1788 (595 amino acids)
Biological process (GO): proteolysis
Cellular component (GO): fungal-type vacuole
Molecular function (GO): serine-type carboxypeptidase activity
Source: RefSeq, a predicted model, not a curated record